This is a messenger RNA of Fusarium sp. VM40, 1170 nucleotides long. The record is from the annotation of a GenBank genome assembly. Lineage: Eukaryota; Fungi; Ascomycota; Sordariomycetes; Hypocreales; Nectriaceae.
AUGAAUUCCGAAGACAUAUACGCCAAAGUCAGCGAGCGAUAUGGCACUACCGCCAAAGGUUCUGAUGCAAAGUACAGCAACACCGUCGCUAAAGCCUUUGGUUAUUCGGAAGAGGAACUCGCUUCAAUCCCUAAGGACGCCAACUUGGGAUUGAGUUGUGGGACACCUCUUGCUACAGCCACGCUUCGGGAGGGAGAGGUCGUUAUUGACCUGGGAAGUGGCGCUGGGUUGGAUGUCUUCCUAGCAGCCAAGAAGGUCGGCCCAAGUGGUAAAGCAAUUGGGGACAUGCUUUCCAAAGCAAUGGCACUCAAAGCUGAUUAUGGGAUGAAUAACGUCGAGUUUGUCGAGUCGCGUAUUACCAACAUCGCUUUGGAGGGUACCAUCGCCGACUGCAUCAUUUCCAACUGCGUCAUCAACUUGGUCCCCCACGAUGAAAAGCAGCAAGUCUUUAACGAGAUAUUCCGUCUUCUCAAGCCCGGAGGACGAGUAGCCAUAUCAGAUAUUCUUGCAAAGAAGCCUGUCUCUGAUAACAUCAAAAACAGCAUGGCUCUUUAUGUGGGGUGCAUUGCGGGGGCAAGUCAGGUUUUCGAGUAUGAGCAGUAUAUGCGAAAUGCAGGCUUUGAAGAUCCUUUGGUCGCAGACACCGGAAGUGAUCUAAAUGUUUACCUAGAUGAUUCAGCAGGGGGCUGUUGCUCGGCGACAAAUACCAUGGCAUUAGACCUAAAAGGAGAGGACUUGAACGAAUGGUUCGGUCUCACAAGUAUAAGAAGCCUCAUCCAUCCAGAGUUGAAAGAACAAUCCAACCAGAACCUCAUUGCAAACACUCCAAGUCUACUCUCUCUUAGCCCCGAAUCAAUCCAGACUUUGAUCACCACCGCCACCAUGGUCAGCCUAUCCUACGUUAUCUACGCCCUCAGCGCCAUCGCCGGCGUACAGGCCUGCAAGAGAACCUGCACUGCCACAGGAGAUAGUGGCACCACCUGUAGCUACAGCUGCAGCCAAGUCUGCUCAAGCAUAUCCGCAAACCUGGCCCGUAACACCUUCCUCGCUGCUCUGCAGAAUGGCGGAAACUCUUGCUCUGCUGUCGGAACGAGUGGUGUCCAGUGCAGGAAGACGAGCAAGUUUGGCAGCUGCUAUGAUCACUACUGGUCAUGUGGCAGCGGCUGUUAA